AUGGCGCAUCAGUGCGAAGUGUGCAAGACAGCUGAGGCCAAGUACAAAUGCCCAACAUGCCGAUCACCUUACUGUAGCUUAGUAUGUUACAAGAAGCAUAAGGAGACGCCAUGUGAGCCGGAGCCCGUGCCCGAUAAACACCAGGAGAUGCUGCAGUCGACGCCAGCGUCAGCUGCCAUUGAUGUGGACGAAGAGGAUGCAGAGAAACUUACAGAAGAGCAAUUGAGCGUGCUAAAGACGUCUGAAAGUGUGAGAAAAAUGCUUGCAAAUCCGUCCAUUACUAUGGCGCUAAAGCAGAUUGAAUGUAGUCAAGACAUGAUGAAGACAUUGGAGAAGGCAUUGUUAGACCCCACUUUUGCCACGUUUAUGUAUCAAGCGCUGGAUGAGGUCAUACCUCCUAAAUAG
Molecule: messenger RNA, 405 nt
Organism: Plasmopara halstedii
Lineage: Eukaryota; Oomycota; Peronosporomycetes; Peronosporales; Peronosporaceae
Product: Predicted MYND Zn-finger protein/hormone receptor interactor
Exons: 2
Coding region: 1-405 (134 amino acids)
Biological process (GO): snoRNA localization; maturation of LSU-rRNA from tricistronic rRNA transcript (SSU-rRNA, 5.8S rRNA, LSU-rRNA); box C/D snoRNP assembly
Cellular component (GO): pre-snoRNP complex; nucleus
Source: RefSeq, a predicted model, not a curated record